AUAUCGUACAACAGGCCCCAACGAACCAAGUCCGUAGCGGGGCCACCUUCUCAGUUCUGGAAGGCCGAGUCCGCGCCCUGCCGCGCGACUCGCCGGCCCGACGCGCAUCAGCGCAAGGGAGCCGGCGACUCAGUAGUCAGUGCCCUGGGCAGUCCACGCCCGGAAGUUCAAUACAUGGUCGAUGGUGAGCAGCCAGCGUACCGACGCACGGGCGCCCCGGCCCCGGGCAAACGUGCGGAGGCCCGCACCGCGCAUCUCGCGACGGCAAGCGUGGACGCACUGGCAGAGUCUGAUCGAACGCAGGGUCCGUGUUCGGCCACCCGUUCAAUCGACGGGGCCCUUCGAAAUCGCGCUGCGAGCCGGCCGGGGUCCAGGCGGGUUUCUCGAGUGCGUGCGUACGCCCAGACUCGGACGCGAGGGCUGGCUUCCCGUCGCCGGCGUCCUUGCGAGAGGAGGGGCGCACGCAGUGCUGCCGCGUGCGGGCCUGCGACCCAGCGCGGAUGGGCCAGGGGCUGCUGGGGCCGGGGCGCGCGCAGACAGAUGGGAGGACAGGCCAGUGCCGGUGGGGUCUCGGGGGAUGCAGCCGCGGAAUCGGCGUCGGCAGGAGACGGGCGCGUCCGGGUGGAUUGGUGCGCUGGGCCCGUGUGUGCGGGCAUGCGUUGCUGGGUGCGCGCGGAGACGUGUCCUGGAAAUCGAAUGGGUGUUCCGCGUCUGCGUGCGGCAGGCCAACGAGGCCCGCGGCGUCCUCGACCCUGCGCCCGUCUCGUCGCGCGUCCGGCCACCCAGCGCGCGCGCGGGUGUGCGUCCGAGCCCUCCACGGCCGCCCACACGCCCCGUAAGCUCGCGCCUCGCGCCUCUGGCUCGCAGCGUCCUCGGCGUCGAGUCGCCCAAAUCUCGAGUCAUGCGGUGUCCACUGUAAUUGAGCGUCUGCGGCCUCGGGAUUCACGCGCCAUCCGUACGUGGGCGGCGGCGACUCACUGCAUAUGGUUCAGUCACCCCGACGUCGCAGUGCCGUGGGGGACGACACCGCAGGACGGGACCACGCACAUGAAACGCGCCGUCCGGAGCCAGUUCGAAGUGUGCGCAGCUACGCCCGCCGCGGGACCCGAACAGUGUCCAGCGCAGGGUGCCAUGACCCACCUGCAUCAGCCCAGAACCCAGGGUGCCCGGCGGUGAGCCUGCGCGGACUCGAAGCGCAUCCUGUAGCGCAAGCCGUGUCGUAACCACGAGGGGCUCUGGCUGAUCUGGUCACGGACGAUGCGCGGCGGCUGCUGUGGAGCCUGGGCGCGAUGGCCCGUGCUGGGUAGGCAACUAGAAUGGAUCGCGGGGAGAGCGAAUAGAGGUCGGCUGAGAUGCACUGCUGUCGACGCGGCGACAUCAUACGACAUACCUGCGCGCUCCCUGGCAUCCGAUGCACCGCAGGCGUGCGUAGACCCGUAUCGCAGAGCGGGUGCAGUACUUGGCGCGGCCGAGGUAGGA
Molecule: messenger RNA, 1479 nt
Organism: Fomitopsis serialis
Lineage: Eukaryota; Fungi; Basidiomycota; Agaricomycetes; Polyporales; Fomitopsidaceae
Exons: 1
Coding region: 175-1176 (333 amino acids)
Source: RefSeq, a predicted model, not a curated record